This is a messenger RNA of Ficedula albicollis (Collared flycatcher), 959 nucleotides long. It is a transcript of the gene TFPI2, whose product is annotated as tissue factor pathway inhibitor 2. The record is from RefSeq and is a predicted model, not a curated record. Gene Ontology annotation, cellular component: extracellular region. Gene Ontology annotation, biological process: negative regulation of peptidase activity. The annotation marks the transcript as partial. The transcript has 4 exons. NCBI's taxonomy places the organism in Eukaryota, Metazoa, Chordata, Aves, Passeriformes, Muscicapidae. Gene Ontology annotation, molecular function: serine-type endopeptidase inhibitor activity.
GCUGCCGCUGUCUCCGCAGAGAAGCAGCGCGCCUGCCUGCUGCCCCCCGACGACGGGCCCUGCCGCGCCCUGGUGCCGCGCUGGUACUACGACCGGCACACGCAGAGCUGCCAGCAGUUCACCUACGGCGGCUGCUACGGCAACGCCAACAACUUCCUCACCUUCGACGACUGCGAGAAGAGCUGCUGGACCAUCAAGAAAGUGCCCAAAUUAUGCCGGAUGGAGGCUGAUGGAGGACCUUGCAGGAGUUAUCUAAGAAGAUAUGCCUUUAAUUUGAGCUCGAUGAGGUGUGAGGAAUUCAUCUAUGGUGGCUGUUAUGGAAAUGCCAACAACUUCAGAGAUUUGCAGUCUUGUGUGGACCACUGUCUGCCAGAAAAAACUGGCCCCUUGCUGUGCUAUAGCCCAAAGGAUGAAGGACUGUGCUCCUCUUCUGUGCCUCGCUAUUACUAUGACAUCAAGACUAAAUCAUGUAAAGAGUUCAGAUAUACUGGCUGUGGUGGAAAUGCCAACAACUUUGUCACUGAAACGGAUUGCUACAAUGUCUGUAGAAAUGCAGGAAAUCAGAAGCUGAGAAUCAACAAGCCAACAAAUGUAUCUCGCAGAAAAUUAGUGAGAAAACUGAUUAAAAAAUCUCAGCUGUAUAACCCGAAGUCAUAAAGCUGAUGUGCACUUGGAUGUUUGAAACACUUUUUGUCAAUUCCACUUUAUUCUUUUGUAAGAUAUUUUUCACAAAGUUUUAUACUGACAUAGUUCUGUGUUUCAGAGAUGCCUUUUAUGCAAUUUACUUUUUUUAUAAUGGACUGCAUUUAAUAGAAGAAUGAACCAAAGUUUGGUUCUUUUGCUCUGUUGUCUUUACAAGAAUAUUUUGUAAAGACUUCUUUAGAUUUCCAUGUUUUUAUGGCAGGAAUGUUGCUACUGCUUGGGAGAAUAUUUCAGCUGUUGCAAAUCAAUUAAAAUUU